Messenger RNA from Mucor mucedo, 2212 nucleotides. RefSeq lists its product as uncharacterized. The coding region runs from base 22 to 2067 and encodes 681 amino acids. The transcript has 5 exons. The record is from RefSeq and is a predicted model, not a curated record. Lineage: Eukaryota; Fungi; Mucoromycota; Mucoromycetes; Mucorales; Mucoraceae.
GUUUUUUAUAAGUUCAAGAUCAUGUCAGAUCCAUUUCACCUUCAAACUUCAGAAUAUGGAGAUCUAUACCCAAUCACAACAAACGGAGCUGAUGCUUUCUCACUCCAAACCAACAAAGACGAUCCAAUACUCCAAACUAACGAAGACGAUCUUCUUCCGCUUGAAGCCGACGGAGAUUUGCAAGGUGUCUUGGACGCACUAAUUGAACUUCACCAACUCGAUUCCGAAGAAACUCACGCUGAACGUUUCCAAAAGGACUACGAUAGCAUUACCCAUGCCCUCAGUCUCAAUAAAACCAUGCAAAAAAAAGUUCAAGAAAAUAUUGAAUUCAUAGACAAACUCCUUGCUAAAAAUGACACGGCCAUUGUGCAUAUAAGACAAACCGCUAAUGCCGAAAGCAGGUUCGGUCAAAGACUUUUUAUUCAUAGACCUUACGAUGACGAAAUCAAUUACUUUGACGAAUCCGACUUGAUUCCAAAGACUCCUGUCACUUCACCUCCAGAACAAGAAGAAGAAGACGUGGAAGACGAAGACGAAGAAGACGAGUACGAGGAAACAGCUGCAGAAGAAGAGGAGGAAGACGACGACGACGAGAAUGAAGCCGAUUGUGAAAUGAGACAAACUAAAAAAGCAUGGUCAAGAGCGGAAAGAUUACGAUUGAUCAGUGGAAUUCAUUCAGAGGCAAGACGAACCAUUGCCUACGAUUUUGUCAAGAACAAUGAAGAUUGGCGUGUCUGGGAAGUAGAUAAGAUUCCUAAUCAGGAACUAGAGGUCUUUCCUGUCGACCGCCUUGACUGGGAUCGAAUUAGUAAAAUUCAUGUAUUGACAAGAACUAAAAUCGAAUCCUUAAUUCAAUGGACCACCCAAGAACAUCCAAUCAUCAACAAAAAGCCGUGGUCUAAACAAGAAUCUGAACGCCUGGCACAACUUGUGGAGGAAAUCGGUUUGAACGGUCAAUGGGAACGUAUCGCUAGAGAAUUGAACACAAAUCGUACGAUCUCUCAGUGUUUUUCUCAUUACAUGGCUGCUAAACACCACGAGUCUACCAAGUCCCUGAAAUGGACUGAAGAAGAUGACACUAAAUUAGGUGCUGCCAUCAAAACUUACGGCGACUGUAAUUGGCAAUUAAUCGCCUCCGUUAUGGAAGGCAGAACAGGUCAACAGUGUUUACAAAGAUGGACCAAAUCUAUCAAUCCAGCCAUCAAUCGCUCAAAAUGGACCACGGAGGAAUCAGAGAUUUUGGAACGUGCAGUACAACUUUACGGCCAAGGAAAUUGGACAAAAAUACAGCGUUUAUUACCCGGAAGAACAGACAUGCAGUGUCGUGAGCGUUAUUGUAAUAUCAUGACACCUGCUUUAGUGAGGACUAAGCUUACAGAUGAUGAGAUGAAACAAUUGGUGUCUUUGGUAGAAGAGAUCGGUCCAAAAUGGUCACAGAUUGCCGGCUUCUUUCCAGGACGUACUGAUAAUCAUAUGCUGAGAGCGUAUGCCACACAUGUCAAGGCGAUACAAAGGGAGAAAGAUAGAGAGGAAAGGAUUCGUGUUAAAGAAGAAAAGAAAAAAGAAGCCGCUGAAGCCAAAGCAAAGAAGCGAUUAGCAAAGGAAGCAUGGAUGGAACGUAAAGCUCAAAGGAGGAGGGAGAGAAAUUUAAGGAGGGAAGAAGCCGUUUCUAAACCAAGGCAAAAACGAGGUAGGAAACCAAAGUCAGCGGCCUCACCGGGAGAUCCAGAAUCAAGACGGAAAAGAGGAAGACCCAGACUAUCAAAAAAGCCAGCCUUUCUCGAUGAGGAUGAUGUAUAUACCACUGAAGAAGAAGAGGAGGAAGUGAUACUUAGUAACAACGAAGAGGAAGAAGUGAUACAUAAUAGUGAAGACAAUGAAGAUCAGAUUUCAUGUAUGAGCGAUUAUGUUGAAGAGGGCUCAGAUGAAGAUAUCUUUGAACCGCCAUCAAAGCGUCCAAGGAAAGCGAGAAAACGUCGAGAAGACACAGAAUAUAAGGUGCUUAUUCAAGGCCCAAUUAUCCCCACAAGAAGAUCCACAAGAAGUACCGCAAGAAAUGCAGACUGAUUAAAUGUGCGACGGUGGCUUAUUCUCUUUUUUCAUUUCCCAACCCUCCUUUUUUUUUUUUUUUUUUCUUGCAAUAAAAGUUGUUGUAUACAUAAGCAUAAUGGUCAGUCUGGAGUGACAUGAAACAACAUGUCAAAUACUUACA